CUGCAGUGUCACUUGUUAUUUGUUUGCUCAGGCAAUACUGUUGCUUUUUUUCCAUUGCUCAAGUAGGGCUUUGGUUAUAGGCAUUUUUACUGACUGCUUUAUUUGGUGCCCCAGUGGCCUAAGCUGGUGGCAGAAGAGGUGUUCAGAUUGGGUAACAGUGGGUAUUUUCGUGGCCAUGGGCUGGUUGCUGUGGGAGGCUGGGCUGCGGGCUGUGCAGCACAGUGCAGUUCUGACUCCACAGCCAGGUUUGCAGUCUAUGGUUAGUGUGGGAAAAGAGACAGGACUGAGCUGAUGGGGACAGCUGCUGGUCCUGGCGGUACAGAGAGGUGGCUGCUGGGGGCAGGUUUUGGUGCUCUCUCUUCACCCUCCAUUUGUUAAAAUCCUUCCAAAUAUAUUUUAAGGAAUACUGUGUCACUGCUCUGGGUCCAGCAUGUGUGCGAGAGUACCAGAUCAGACUGUAAUGUACCACAUAAGUGAUGGCUUCCCAUGAUGUUAAAUAUUCAGCAUUAAGAGGUACCAGCCCAAUGGAAAGUAGGCAUUUUGGGGGCGUUUUGUCAUUAAGCUGUGGUUGUAGUGUUUGCUGCCACCAAGUAAAGCAGGGGUAGGGCUGGAUGUGGGUAAAACCUGGAGAAAUGUUGCAGACUGUACUAAAGGGGAUUUUUACUUUGUAACUUAGAAAAUAGAAAUAGUUACCAAAUGUCAUCAAUUCGCGAGGAAAAAGAAAUGCUGCUUGUUUUUCUCUCACCUGACAGGUUUGUAAAUACUACCUUUGUGGCUUUUGCCCAGCUGAAUUAUUCACAAACACCCGCUCUGAUUUAGGUCCCUGUGAAAAAAUUCAUGAUGAAAAUCUACGUAAACAGUAUGAGAAGAGCUCUCGCUUUAUGAAAGUGGGCUAUGAAAGAGACUUCUUGCGCUAUUUACAAAGCUUGCUGGCAGAAGUAGAACGCAGGAUUAGAAGAGGUCAUGCUCGUUUGGCACUGUCACAGAACCAGCAGUCUUCCGGGGCAGCGGGACCUACUGGUAAAAAUGAAGAGAAGAUUCAAGUAUUAACUGACAAAAUUGAUGUAUUACUACAACAGAUUGAAGAACUAGGCUCAGAAGGGAAGGUGGAAGAGGCACAAGGAAUGAUGAAACUGGUUGAACAAUUAAAAGAGGAGAGAGAGUUGCUGAGGUCUACAACUUCAACGAUUGAGAGCUUUGCAGCACAGGAAAAGCAAAUGGAAGUUUGUGAAGUUUGUGGAGCCUUCUUAAUUGUAGGAGAUGCACAGUCCAGAGUAGACGACCAUUUGAUGGGAAAGCAGCACAUGGGUUACGCCAAAAUAAAAGCUACUGUAGAAGAUUUAAAAGAAAAGUUACGAAAAAGGACAGAAGAACCUGACCGUGAUGACAGGUUAAAGAAAGAGAAACAAGAACGAGAAGAGAGAGAGAAAGAGAGGGAGCGAGAGAGAGAAGAGCGGGAAAGGAAGAGAAGGCGUGAGGAAGAAGAAAAAGAAAAAGAGAGGGCCCGUGAUAGAGAGAGGCGUAAGAGGAGUCGCUCCCGGAGCAGGCAUUCGAGCAGAACGUCUGACAGAAGGUGCAGCCGUUCACGAGACCACAAGAGAUCGAGAAGCAGAGAAAGAAGGCGAAGCAGGAGUCGCGACCGGAGAAGAAGCAGAAGCCAUGAUAGAUCAGAAAGAAAACAUAGGUCUCGCAGCAGGGACAGGAGGCGAUCAAAAAGCCGUGAUCGGAAAUCUUAUAAGCACAGAAGCAAAAGCAGAGAGAGAGAACAAGACAGGAAGUCAAAAGAAAAAGAAAAGAGGGGAUCUGAUGAUAAAAAAAGUAGUGUGAAGUCCAGUAGUCGAGAAAAACAGAGUGAAGACACAAAUACAGACUCGAAGGAGAGUGAUAAGAAUGAGGUCAAUGGGACCAGUGAAGACAUUAAAUCUGAAGUGCAGCGUAAGUAUGCACAGAUGAAGAUGGAACUAAGCCAAGUAAGAAGACAUACUAAAGCACCUUCUGAAGGAAAAGACAGUGUAGUCCUGCAAAACAUUUUGAGCGUUGGUGUUGUGAGCGGCCCAUGAAAAGCCAAAUUAAAAAUCAAGGAUUCAGUCAAACUAAGCAGGUACUCAUGCCAGGUACUCCUUUCUCUACCCACAUCCAUGUUUGAAUGCUGUUGCCUGUAAUCUUUAAGCUUACUGUUGUGUUUUUGAUUUUCAAGAUAGUGAGAAGGACUUCUCGUGUAUUGUGUGAAUACUGUAAAUCUGAUGUUAACAGAACGGGAUUUUCUUCCAACUGUGUGUAGGGAUGCAGUGGUGCCCAGAAUUAGAUAUCUUUAAAGAGUUAAAAAUGCAAUAAACACUACAUAAUAAUCGCCUUGUUACUUUCAAUGCAAUUCAAGUCUUUAAGAGGUAUGUGCUUAAUAUUUCCUACUGCGUAGGAGAGUUUGCAAUCAGCCGUAGCACAGAGAGGUGGAAUGGCUGAUGCCACAUUUGUAAGGCAAAUAGAAAUACAAAGUCAGAUGCCAGAAAACUGUUACAAUGAUCGUGGCAAGAGUGUAUGCUGAAAAACUAUUUGUUGGAAAUCAAAUGGCUAAGCACUAGGAAAUGCAGACUCUUGGGAAGCUUUUCCCCAACUCUUGACAUAGCUUUCCUUUACCUGAAGUUUCUUUAGUUGUAUUCCUGAAACAAGGAACUAACAAUGGAGAGUACGGCUGAUAAAUGAGUUUCUCGCAACAGAAGCUGUUAGUACAGCUUGGCUGUCUGUGCUCAGAAAUCUUGAACGUGUGCUGUUGGUCAUUACACCGUUAAUGCUACGUUACUGCUUUUAAAGCCAGCGUUGUUCAGUGUUGACAUUUCUGUAGCGUUAAGAUGACAGCUAACAACUGGGCCAGAAUAGAGCUGGUGAACAGAAUGCUCUUUGCGUUGCCUAAUUGUCUGCUUUCCCAACAUUUUGCAUUGUAGGACUGCUACGUGAAGAGUCUGCGAAGACGGCGGAAGACAGCUUAACGUGAAGAUCUGCUUUAAAAUGAGGUGAAAGAAAGCUGUAGUGGCGUAGAAAAAUAUAAGUUGAGUUAGAAUUUUUUUUUUAUAAAAUUAAAUUCAGGACUGGUUUUUCCUCCCAGAGCUCAGAAAGAUGUGUUGAUAGCGUAUAUGCUACUGAGAAUAUAAGUCCUGUAUCUUUUUUUUUUUCCUUUAAGACUUUUUAAGAUAAGAAACCAACAUAACCUGAACACAUGGCUUGCUCAGUGUUUAAUUGCAAGUUUUCAUUCUUGGACUUUAAAACACAAAAAUAAAUGUUUAGUAUUUGUGUGAAUCGAACUAAAACGAAUCCCAUUUUUACAACUAAGGUAUUCCUAGCUUCUUGAUAUACGAAAAAUGGAAAUAAAGUAUCUUUGAAUUUCUGUUACAAAUUUGAUGGUCUCUGUCAUUAACAUUUAGUAGUAAAUAAGUUUUUAUUUCCUAAUAAAUCUGCUUGUGUCUUCAA
This is a messenger RNA of Meleagris gallopavo (turkey), 3462 nucleotides long. NCBI's taxonomy places the organism in Eukaryota, Metazoa, Chordata, Aves, Galliformes, Phasianidae. The record is from RefSeq and is a predicted model, not a curated record.